Molecule: messenger RNA, 2067 nt
Organism: Tetrahymena thermophila SB210
Lineage: Eukaryota; Ciliophora; Oligohymenophorea; Hymenostomatida; Tetrahymenidae
Exons: 6
Source: RefSeq, a predicted model, not a curated record
AUGAAUUAGUCAUUCCGUUAAGAAUUUUAGUAAACCAAUCUCCUCAAGUUGGCAAGAGCAAAAUUUAAAAAAGCUAUUUUGGAGCAAAUAGGGAAUAGAGAAAAUAUUUUGUAUGAAGAAUUUCUUUUAGUGGCUAAAAAAGUGAGUUUCCGUUUUAGUGAUUAAAAGGAUAUCUUUGCUUUAAAGUAUUAUUUCAAUGCGCAUAUGAAAUUAUAAGGAAAUGGAGUACCUUUCUAUGAUUUGAUUAAUCGCUUAAGAGUAAAAGAAAAAAACAGAUAAGAGCAAUAUUUAAUAUACUUUGAAGUACCUGAGUCAAGCAAUCAAAACAAAUCUAAUUAUGAAAACGAAGAGCUUAAAAACAUGUCAUAAUCUCAAGCUUUGAACAAAUCUCUUCUUUGUAACAGCACAACUUAAUCUAGAAGAGGUUCCACACUCUUAGAAUCUUCAUAAAUGAGCAAUUCUAAGAAUAAAUAGUUUAAUGAAUAAAUGUCAGUAACAAACACAAAUAGAUAAAUUCCGAUAGCUAUUCUCUAGGAGCUUAUAAAAAGCGAUGUUUAAAGAUCUGAUUUAAAAUAUGUUAUGGAUUAGUUAAAUAGCAUGGAGAAAAGUUAAGGAGGUGAGGGCUAAGUUGAUACUGAUAAGUUUUGGUCUUCUUGCAAGAACUCUUUUGGUCCUUAGUAACAAGAAGUAAUGAGGAAAGUAAUAAAUUAUUGCUCUAUUGAUGGCUAUGUAAGUUAUGUUAAGCUAGUUGGUUUGAAUAAUGCUUACAAUGAAUUAACAGAAAGCGAUAAUGUCAGUAAUCCAUAAAAUAAAAUAAGCGCUUAGCGCGUUCAAACUGAGAACCCAAGACAAAAAAGGAGCUAAUCUGUUGCUGGAGACUAUGUCUUAACCUAGCCUUAUAAAAAAUUAAGUAUCCCAGAACAAAUAUAAAACUUCAAAAUAUAUGUGUAAGAAAGAAUGAAUGGCCCAAAAAACGCUUUUAAUGUAUUAGAUAAAGAUCUUAAAGGCUACUUUACCCAAAAUGACUUUUUGAUAGUAUUUAAAAAUAGCAGAAGUGAGCUUGGUCAUUAAGAACUGAUCAAUGUUUUUAAAUCCCUUAAUUCAAUAUCUAGUAAAAAGUGUGGUCAAAUAGAUUUCUCUUCCUUUUAUUCAUUCUUUUAAAUGCCUGUUGAAACUUUAAUUUAAUACUUGCCAGGCGGAAAUCUGCAUCACCCAAGUCAAAGUAUAGAAUAGCUACAAUAAACUCAACAAUUGUAUCAGAACUAAAAACUUCUUACUGAAUAAUCAUAAAUCGAAGCUAUGGCAAAAGAUUAUUUACCUACACAAGUUUCUGAUUAUGAUGAGAGUCACUAAUUUCUUACUCCUCUUAACUAAAAAAAAGCUAUCAAAUUUGAUUCUCAUUCUCCAAACAGAAAUCUCAUAGGAGAGUACAAGACAAUGUACCCGUAAGACUACAGCAACAGUGGAGAUAAAUAAAUAACUUCUUACGAAAUGAAGAGAGUUGUAAAAAAUAACCCUCUGGUUAGAAAUCAAAGACACACAGAUUUCAACUACAGAAGAAAUGUUGAUCCAGUACCCUCCGAUAUAAAUCCAGAUUACAGAUAUGGCAUAGUAAAAUAAUAGGUUGACACUAUGCAAAAUCUAGUUGAAGGUAAUUAUGGAAGAGCUUGGUUAGAAAGUUCAAUAGCAAAUUAAAGGGAGAGAAUACAGAGGAUUGUAAAUUCACGCAGAAUGUCCCAAGAAAAAUCUAAUGAAAACACAGCUAAUAUAAUUAGAACUGAAUAUAUAAAAGAUGGUAUAAAUUAAAGUCACCUCAGAUCUAUUUCAAACUAAAAAGAACAAACAAAUAACUUAUGGAAAAUCACAAAGUUUAGAAAUACAUAAGGAAAAAUAACAACAAAUUGGUCACCUGAAGAACAAAAUAGAUUUCCUGCUAGACUUAAAACAGAAGGAUAAGGCUUUAAAAACAAUACAGAUAAUUACUAAGAGCUUCUCGAAGGAUUUGUAGUAAAUAAAGCUAAUCUUAUAAAAUAAACAGACAGACAAAAUAAGUCCGUGUUAUAUUGA